Molecule: messenger RNA, 2078 nt
Organism: Bombina bombina (fire-bellied toad)
Lineage: Eukaryota; Metazoa; Chordata; Amphibia; Anura; Bombinatoridae
Gene: HTR1E
Product: 5-hydroxytryptamine receptor 1E
Exons: 5
Coding region: 871-1974 (367 amino acids)
Biological process (GO): G protein-coupled receptor signaling pathway, coupled to cyclic nucleotide second messenger; chemical synaptic transmission
Cellular component (GO): membrane; dendrite
Molecular function (GO): G protein-coupled serotonin receptor activity; neurotransmitter receptor activity
Source: RefSeq, a predicted model, not a curated record
CUUAUAUCAGUAUUUAGUAUUUUUAAACCUUUUGGGAAACAGUUUAUAAAGGUGUGCAGUAUUGGUCUAUGAAUAAGCGCUGUCAGGGGGCGCGAAACUAGUCAGACAUUUGUGUCAGUUUGUCCUCCUGCCUUUGCUGUUUAUGUGUUCACAGCGUCUGUUGCCGUCUUUGACUUUUUAAUUAUUUUUUCAUUAAAGUAUCUAUUCUUUUACUGGAUGCCUUUUUGUAGUGUCUGCCUUCCUGUUUCAUUUGCUGACUGUGCAGUAUUCCCACCCUGACCUGUAUAGAUAUAUACUAUUUUUCACUUUUUUUCCCUACUUUUCAGGCUCCAUUGAAGUCUAUGGGGGAUAACAUUAACGAGUUUGUGAUAUUCGAAGUUCGUUUUUUUGCGGGCAUCAGCCCUCCCGUGGUGUUGAGCUGAUGGUGCUGCUUCCUCUUUCACAGAACACUAAGGAGUGCUCAGACAACGACUACACCUGAACAAAAAAGCACAAGAGCGCAUCCCCGACUCAAGAUAGUAUGCAAGAGACAGAUAGAGGUGCAUAUGCCUCUGAGGAGCCCACACCCUGUCUGACAGAUUGGUAUCCUUGGAGGAACAAAAGAUGCUGGCACUUCCUCUAAUGUUUUAACUGCAUCAACAAGAUUGGCUUCUUUAAGAGUCAAAUCCCAUUGUUCACACAACCACGCUCCUUUAGCUACCUCAUGUGCCACAUCAUUAUAAGACUAGCCAUGUGUAUGAAGAGGAAAGAGGUGCCUUGACUUUCCUGCUGUGGAGGUUCCCGAACAUAAUGAAUAUUUCCACAUGAAGAAUUUCAUCAAAGUCAAAAUGAAAGAGAUCUAAAGCCUGAAAUUAAUUUGUAUUCACCUUGAUGAAAAUGAAUUUUACAAAUUGCACAACAGAAACAAUUGCAAACAAAUCUAAGACAGUAACUGAAAAGAUGCUCAUUUGUUUAGCACUGGCAGUGAUAACUACCCUAACUACGCUGUUAAAUUCUGCUGUCAUUCUUGCAAUUUGCACAACCAAGAAAUUACAUCAACCGGCAAAUUAUUUAAUAUGCUCUUUAGCUGUUACAGAUUUUUUAGUUGCCAUUUUAGUUAUGCCAUUAAGCAUUGCCUACAUAGUUAUGGAUACCUGGGCUCUGGGCUAUGUUAUCUGUGAGGCCUGGCUUAGUUUUGACAUGACCUGCUGUACCUGUUCAAUUCUUCAUUUAUGUGUCAUUGCACUUGAUAGGUAUUGGGCAAUUACCGACGCUAUUGAAUAUGCCAGAAAAAGAACCCCUAAAAGAGCAGCAAUAAUGAUAAUAACAGUGUGGACAAUUUCCAUUUUCAUUUCGCUUCCUCCAUUAUUUUGGAGAAACCACUACAAUGUUAGCACACCAAGUAUGUGUGUAAUUCAACACGACCAUGUUAUAUAUACAAUAUAUUCCACAUUCGGAGCAUUUUAUGUCCCAUUGACCUUGAUACUGAUUUUAUACUAUAGAAUUUACCAUGCUGCAAAGAGCCUUUACCAAAAGAGAGGUUCAAGUCGGCAUUUAAGCAACAGGAGCAAUGACAGUCGGAACUCAUUUACUCACUGCAAAUUAACCCAGACAUUCUGUGUAUCAGAUUUCUCCACUUCUGACCCCACCAUGGAAUUUGAAAAGAUGAAUAUUUCUAUAAGGACCCCACCUCCUUAUGAUAAUGAUAUUGACCUGGCGAGUGACCGGCAACAACAGAUCUCCAGUUCGCGAGAGAGGAAAGCUGCUCGCAUUCUCGGGCUUAUUUUAGGUGCUUUCAUAAUAAGUUGGUUGCCAUUUUUUAGCAAGGAACUUAUUGUAGGGCUCCGUAUUUGCAAUGUGUCUCCAGUAGUGGAUGAUUUUUUAACAUGGCUGGGCUAUGUCAAUUCAUUAAUUAAUCCGCUACUCUACACUAGUUUUAAUGAUGAUUUUAAACUAGCCUUUAAAAAACUUAUUAGGUGCAAAGAGCACUCUUAAAAUGUGAUACUAUUCAUACAUUAACAGAUGACUGUAUUAAACAUAAAAAAAAAGAUUGCCUUUUGAUAAAGGGAAUGGUAAUUAAAGAUUUUUUUAUUAUUUUG